This is a messenger RNA of Cladocopium goreaui, 2031 nucleotides long. Lineage: Eukaryota; Dinophyceae; Suessiales; Symbiodiniaceae. The record is from the annotation of a GenBank genome assembly.
CAGGGACGUGUCGUCCUUCCCGCAGCCCUGCGAGACCUGAAGCCUCAAGACUUGGCAGUGCUUGUCGUGGCUGGCGGACAGAGACCCCGGAUGUUGGAGAGGUGUUUGCAAGCUUUGUCAAAGGCUUAUGGCUACAACAAGAACAUGGUCAUGGUAUCGCAGGAUGGCGAUGGGACUCAAACAAAAAUCAUGGCGCAGAAGUUUCACGUGGGCUGGAGGCAAGUUGACACAGGCGUGAAGUCGGCGGGGGAAAAGGAGGCGCUGCACUACAAGAUGGCGUUGCAACAUGCCAUCGAAGGUCCCAUUAAGGACAAGAGCGUGUUGAUCAUCUUGGAAGAAGACAUGGUAGUUUCGUUUGACAUCUUGCUGUACUUCGCACAGUUUCAGGAGAUCCUGAAAUGGGACGACAUCUUUUCGGUCAGUGCCUGGAACGAGAACGCCAUCGCUCCCUUCAGCGCCAACGCGCAACGUUUGCUGCGAGUGGAUUCCUUUUCGGGUGCCGUAUGGAUGGUGUCCACCGAAGUCAUGCGCCAGCUGCUUCCAGCCUGGCCGCGGAAUUUCUGGCAGAAACAUCUCAGAAAGGUGACUGCUGGGAAACAGAAUAUCAUCCCGGAGCUCCCACGCGUGCGUCUGGAGCGAACGAACCUUCAGAGUGCUUCCAUCUUUGUCAGCUCAGCAAGAGAUUUGAAUCAUGCGGAUUUGGGAGACCUUCGUCGACUUGCUGCAGAGGUCUAUUUGGAACGCCUCAUCACCGAUCUGCGGGAAGCCACUUUGGUGGAAGAGCUGAAAAACCUGCCUUCGCCGAUCAAGAUGAGGGAUUCCACGUUGGAGUUGAACUGGCGUGUUCAUUACCAAAGUUCGCAGCCAGACAACGAUGGGACCUGGAAUUUCCUGGCGCGGUAUCUUCAACUUCCGGAAACAGGACAAGGUCCUUUGUUGGAGGGUGUCAGCAAGCUGGUGUGGGGACGAGGCUUCUUGUUUCUGGUGGCCUCCUCCUCCCGUCUCAUCGUCAAGGCGCGACUGCGGCCUUUGCCUGCGGAACCCGUAGCACCGGAGGCGUUUCAAGAAGCGGCGCCAGCCGACAGGACAGGCCAGUCCUGCAGCGAUUUCUGCACUUCCAGGGGUGGAUUCUGCGCGGCCUCAGACCUCUUGUUUGCCAACAGCUGCGAGGCCAUGCGAACGGUCCUCUUUUGCGAACGUUGUGAGCGCAACAUGGGCUCGGACCAACCUGCCGUGGCCAGUUCCAGAAGCAGCCGAUCCUAUGGCGCAUGUCUGUACAAUGGUGACAUCCUACACCAUCCCAUCACUUGCGAAGCGGCGCAUCGUGAAACGCGGCGCUUGUGCGUCUGUCGAGAUGUCGCAGGUGUACUUUCAACCACGAAGACCCCUGAGCCUUCAGAAAGUACCUCGAAAUCUUCCAAGCAGUCGCAUCUCGAGACUCCAGAGCCCACUACAGAAAGCAGUUCCACUCUUGCAGCGGAAGCUGCUGAAACCACUCUGAAGCAAUCGAAGGAGCCCACUACAGAAAGCAGCUCCACCCUUGCCGCAGAAGCUGCUGAAACCACUCUGAAGCAAUCAAAGGAGCCCACUACAGAAAGCAGCUCCACCCUUGCCGCAGAAGCUGCUGAAACCACUCUGAAGCAAUCAAAGGAGAAGUCGAGCUCGGACAUGGUGAGCGCCGACGUCGAUGCAGCGAGCUUCGCAAGGACAAAGGCUGUCGACAGAAAUCAGACUUUGGGAAGAUCUGCAGCCGUCAAUCGAUCGCGACCAAGCUGAGCGCGACAGUUUCGGACUGGCUUCGUGACAUCGACCAGUGACACCUGGGAAAAAUGUUGGAGAUCCGUACUCUGGCGGUAAAGAAAGACCACCCGCUCCCAACUCAGGUGAGAACAUGCUGACCACGGUCGCGGACGGAGAGCACAGCGGGGAAUCUGACGACGGGGCGCAGCGUUCGCAGCGUUCGUCGUUCGUGGCCCAGGUGGAAGAUCUGAAGAGACGAAAGAGACUAGCCAGUGAUGAGUUUGAGAAAAA